Loa loa (African eye worm) is the source of this 2296-nucleotide messenger RNA. RefSeq names its product FAD binding domain-containing protein. Gene Ontology annotation, molecular function: flavin adenine dinucleotide binding; NADPH-hemoprotein reductase activity; FMN binding. Bases 153 to 2150 code for a protein of 665 amino acids. The record is from RefSeq and is a predicted model, not a curated record. The transcript is spliced from 15 exons. NCBI's taxonomy places the organism in Eukaryota, Metazoa, Nematoda, Chromadorea, Rhabditida, Onchocercidae. Gene Ontology annotation, biological process: response to hormone. Gene Ontology annotation, cellular component: cytosol.
UUUAAGAUCAUAUUGGAUGAAAAGAAAUAUUGGCGUCUGAUUUGGUAAAAGGAACCGGUUCUAACAAUCAACAAAUAUAACAUCAAGUUACGAGAUCACAUACCUUUCAUUCCUUGUAGACAGGAGCUAUCCGUUCACGUUGGAAAACUGUGAUGACGGUGGCAGUGAUGGAUUGGUUGCGAACACGGCUGGACAUAAUUGAUUUGAUUGUUUUAACCAUCGUACUGCUUACAACAGUCUAUUAUUCCUGGAGGUCAUGGAUCGGAAAAACCACUAAUAAGUUCACACCAACUGUCUUGCCAUCCUACACUUCUCCCAGCAAUUCAUUUGAUCGACAAACUUCAUUCGUUGCACGUAUGAAAUCGGAAGAACGAAAGGUCUUAAUAAUUUAUGGCUCACAAACGGGAACAGCUGAGGAAUUGGCUGGUCGUCUUUCUAAGGAUGUUCAGAAUUACGGUCAGAAGGCUCUUUUACUCGACCCAGAGGAAAUGAAUGUUGAGGAUUUCGAAAAAAUUAAAGAAAUUCCUGGUGUUCUUCUGAUAUUAUUCAUGGCAACUUACGGGGAAGGCGAUCCGACAGAUAAUGCGCAGGAAUUUUAUCAGCAUGUUUUGAAUACGGACCUCAAUUUGACAGGCGUUAAUUUCGCCGUUUUUGGCUUAGGUAAUAAAACAUAUGGGCACUUCAAUGAAAUUGCGAAAUAUUUCAACCGACGAAUGGAAGAAUUCGGUGCUACGCGUAUUUACAGCCUUGGCCUCGGCGAUGAUGAUCGAAAUCUGGAGGAGGAUUUUAUGAGGUGGCGAGAAGGCUUUUGGUCUGCUAUAACAAAUAUUUUUGGUUGGGAAAUUGCUGAAACAGGUUCAUUACGACAGUAUCGCCUUGAAAUUGUGGAAGAUUUCUCGGUUAAAUUAUUCACGGGGGAGUACGGCCGACUAGGAUCAUUUGAAAAACAAAGACCGCCCUUCAAUCAGAAGAAUCCAUUUAUCGCUACUGUUAAUAUUAAUCGUGAGCUACACGAUAUGAAAAGUGAUAGAAGUUGUCGUCACAUCGAAUUUAUCAUCAGUGAAGCAAGAAUGAGGUAUGAGGUGGGUGAUCAUUUAGGCGUUUUCCCAACAAAUGAUCCAGUCUUCGUGGAAGAAUUGGGGCAAUUGCUUGACGCUGAUAUGGAUCUACGUUUCAGUCUGGUUAAUCUUGAUGAGGAAAACCUGAAAAAGAAUCCAUUUCCGUGUCCAUGUACAGUAAGAACCGCUUUUACUCAUUACGUAGAUAUCUGUGCACCAGUUAAAUCCAAUGUUCUGAAAGCAUUAGCUUCCUUCACAAGUGCUGAAGAUGAGAAAGAACGUCUUUUAUUGUUGAGCACGGCAAAUGAACAGGGUUUGAAGGAAUACGGGAAUUAUAUUCAGAAAGAAAGGCGUUCUAUUAUUGAUAUUCUUCGUGCAUUCCCGACAUGUAAACCUCCAGUUGAUUAUGUUCUAGAAUUGUUGCCUCGUCUUCAGCCUCGUUAUUACAGCAUAUCAUCAUCAUCCAAAUAUGAUCGUGAAUUACUGGCUAUAACAGUUGUUGUAACAAGAUAUAUGAUUGGCAAUCGAUUAGUCAAAGGAGUUUGCACCAACUUUCUUCUCCAAAAAGGUGAAGGUUCUAAAGUACCAAUAUUUGUUAGAAAAUCAACAAUGCGAUUACCACAUCGACUGGAAACACCAGUUAUUAUGAUAGGUCCUGGGACAGGCUUUGCUCCAUUUAGAGGUUUUCUCCAGGAGCGAAGUUUCCAGAAGAAACAAGGCCAAGGCAUUGGGCCGAUGAUAUUAUAUUACGGCUGUCGACAUCCAGAACAAGAUUACAUUUAUGAAGAAGAACUGAAGAAAUUCAUUGAAGAUGGUGUACUUUCCGAACUACACACUGCAUUUUCCAGAGUUACUGCAAAAAAAAUUUAUGUGCAAGAUGAAAUUUGGAAAAGUCGCGAAGCAAUAUGGAGAGCUGUUGAAGAUGGUGCAAAUAUUUUUAUUUGUGGCGAUGCGCGUAAUAUGGCACGUGAUGUGCAAAAUACAUUCAUACGAAUAUUCAUGGAGGUUGGAGGGAAAACCGAAAUUGAAGCACAGAAAUUCCAAAAGGAUUUGGAACGGAAACGAUGUUACCAAACAGAUGUCUGGUCUUAAUAGGUCUUUGAAUUUAUAUUUUACAAAGUUCGAUGUCUAGUUUGUGCCUUCAUUUCGAAUUUAUUCGCUAUUUUCUUACCGUUCAAAACUUCAUAUCACCGUAAAAAGAUCUUAUCUGCGAAGGUCUUCUUCAGUGUUAGAGCAGU